Molecule: messenger RNA, 549 nt
Organism: Haemonchus placei
Lineage: Eukaryota; Metazoa; Nematoda; Chromadorea; Rhabditida; Trichostrongylidae
Source: the annotation of a GenBank genome assembly
AUGCAUGGUAUCGUUCCAAUGUAUAGUACUAGGAAGAAAGCCUCGAACAGGAUCUCAUUUGAACAUAUUUCAUUGGAAGACCAAAUUGUUUGUUUAUUCCCAGGGCAAGGUGCACAGUAUGUCGGCAUGGGAAGUAAACUACUCAUCUGUCCAAAAGCAGUGGAAUUAUUCCAUCGCUCUUCGGAAAUUCUUGGAUAUGAUAUUUUGAAGUUAUGCAUGGAAGGUCCAAAAACGAAGUUGGAUCAGACCUUAUACUGUCAGCCAGCGGUAUUUGUUUCAUCACUGGCAGCUCUGGAGAAGUUUAAGGCUAUUGAUGAGUCGUAUGCUGAACGUAUCACCGACGUCGCUGGAUUCAGUGUCGGCGAGUUUGCCGCUCUUGUCGCUGGCGGCAUGCUAUCGUUUGAAGAUGCUCUACGCGUUGUAAUAAUACGAGCCAAGGCGAUGCAUGAGUGCAAUCAGCUGAUUCGUAGCGGAAUGCUAACAGUCAGGGUAAAUGCCUCGUCUCACCUGGACGAAGCCAUGUCUGAGGCCAGAGAACAAUCAAGGUGA